AUGGCAGAAUUUACAGGUUACAAGGAAACCUCAAAUCGGCAUCUACGAUUCAAAUUGCAGAGUCUUAGUCGCCGUCUUGAUGAACUGGAGGAAGCAACCAAAAAUCUGCAGAAAGCAGAGGAUGAGCUGCUUGACCUCCAGGACAAAGUCAUCCAGGCAGAAGGCAGCAACUCCAGCAUGCUGGCUGAUGUUGAAGCUCUGCGGAAAAGAGUGCUGAAAAUUGAAGGCAAGGAUGAAGAAAUUAGGAAAGCUGAAGAGCUUUGCCGGUUAAUGAAAGAAAAACUUGAAGAGGAAGAGAGCCUCACCCGAGAGCUGAAGUCAGAAAUCGAACACCUUCAGAGGAGAAUGGCAGAGCUGGAGAAGCUGGAGGAGGCCUUCGGCAGGAGCAAGAAUGACUGUACACAGCUGUGUCUUAGCCUCAAUGAAGAAAAGAACUUGACCAAAAAGAUAUCUACAGAAUUAGAAAUACUUAGAGUGAAAGUCAAAGAACUGGAAUCAUCUGAGGACAGGCUGGAUAAAUCUGAGCAGAGCUUAAUGGGUGAGUUAGAAAAGCUGAAAUCCUUAACACUGAGUUUUAUCACUGAAAGAAAACAUUUUAAUGAAAGAGAAAAGCAGAAUGAAAAAAUAAUCCAGGAGCUAACACAGAAACUAGAACAAAACAACAAACUAAAUAGGGCAGAUCAAACUAGAAAUGCAUCCAACUUGCUAGAAAGGUCAUCAAAUAAUCUCCUGGACAGAAAUGAUUUGAGAAUUGAGGAUGACUUGACUUCUGUGUUGCCCCCUAAGGAGACCAGGAGGAAGGGAAGUGUGGAUUACCUGAAACAUGUAGAAAAUGAAACCAGGAGUAAAUCAGAAAACCAAAAGAAUAAAAACCAGGAAGACAACAAAGUGAAAGAUCUCACCCAAGAAAUUGAGAAACUUAAAACUCAGAUCAAACGUUUUGAAACUUUAGAAGAAGAACUUAAAAAAAUGAGAGCCAAAAACAAUGACCUGCAAGACAGUUACUUGAGUGAACAGAAUAAAAACAAACUCUUAAUGGGUCAGCUAGAAGAAGUAAAAAUGCAAAUAAAGAAACAGAAAGAUCUGGAGAAUGGAGAGGUUGAAAAUGAAGAUACAAGCUUUUCUAGCAGGGGAAAACAUGACAGACCUAAAUAUAGAGGUGUCACAGCUGAUUUGACAGCUGCCAAGCACAAGCCAAGGGAGCUCUCACCACAGCAGCGCCGGGAAAGAGCAAGGAACAGAGAUUUCUCUGUCAGUAACGACAGCUACACCCACAGUGGUAAGCAUGUGCCCAGUCCAAGCUUAAUGAACAGAAAAGCAGGAAAAGCAUCUAGUGCAUCUGCCCUUUCAGACACUGCUGUGGCAGAUUCAAAAAGACUGGAAGAGAAAUCUUUAGUUUCCACUUUUUCUUCUGGUCAGAAGGAAGGCUGCGUCAUGCAGAAUGAGGGAAAGAGAUCAAAAGAGCAGCCAUCUGUCCUCAGCCGAUAUCCUCCUGCUGCACAGGAGCAAAAAUCUUGGAAAGCACCUUCCAAACCUGUUGGUGACACAGGCCUGAGAUCCAAGGCUGAAAAGCCAUCUCAGAUGCUCCGUGGCAUCUGCCAAACCAGUGCUGAUGCACGGGAUGAAAAGUCAAGCAAAGGAGAAUCAGUGGCUUCUUUGGCCGAGAAGCUGAAAAGUCAGGCAGAAGUCAGUGACUGCUCGGAAGCGGCAAACACUUUUGCUGCAUCACAGAGACAGCCCUUGGAGGGGAGGGGUAAAAGAGCAAUUUUUUCCCAGGAAAAAGAAUUCACAAACAUGGCACUUGAAAGUGUGAAGCCUUCAACACUAACAAAGCAUCCCCAUCACUCCAGGAGUCAGGAAGACAUUCUGCAGAUUCUAACAGAUCUUGAUAAAGAAGACACGGAGCAGUCUUCAACUUCAGCAGUGGAUCAUGUAAAUGCUGGCUUAAAGACGGACUCUAAAACCAUCCAGAGUAACCAGGAAAAACUUAAUUCAGAUGAAGAAUUGGGAAGAAGCAAGAAAACAACCACUCACUCAGAUUUUGAGACAAGAAAGAAAGUCAGUUCCAAGCAGUUCUCCAAUUCCAGGGGAGUUUUUAGAGCAUCACUUUUUGAAAAUGACAAAAACACUGUAAAUGAUGAAGACUCCACCAAGUCUAUAAAAUCAUCAGAUGCCAGCACUGGAGGAUUUAAAUCCAGAAGGUCGUUCAGCCCGAGAGAAGCUCUGAGAUCUAAAGCUGUCAUUAAACCUGCAAUUGUUGAAAAGGAUAUGAAGGCAGUCAUGGGAGGGACUGUUUCUGAGGGAGAGUCAGAAAAACAGAAGUCUGUUUUUAAAAUGGUACCAAAUAAGAUGACAAGCAGUAUCACAAUCUUCCCUUCUGAGCCAACAGUUCCAAAGACCAGUGCAGAUACAGCAGCAAAGGAAAGGCAUGUUACCACCAGCAACAUCAGAGUUGCUCCAAAUGAGCCUUCAGCAAUAACAAACAAUCUCCCCACAUCCUUUGAGAUAUCCAUUAAUAAAACUGCUCUGAAAUUAUCUGAGACAGACAGAACUGGAGAGGCAGUGCCGAGAAGUAGAACAGAAACAGUGGUCUCCAGAAGCAGUAUUAUGAUAAAGACUUCUGAACUCAUGGAGAGGAACAGUGAGCCACCUUUGGAGACAAUCAGCUGGAAGAGCCAUGGCUCUUCAGAUGCAGCGUCAUCUGAAACAAAACAUGUCACUGUGAGAAGUUCCUGGAGAACAAGACAAGGCUUAGAUUCCCUGGAGGACUCUCAAACCAAAGUGGAGAAAAGUGCAGCUUCCAGUACUACAAACACGUGUAGGUCCUCAGUGGACCUCUCAGAAAUGGAAGGGAACAGUGCAAGAACAAACUCCUUGGAGCAGACCUCAGCAAGGACCAGUGCCACAGCUAAUUCCUGGAGUGCCCCUGAACUUGGGUCCCGAAGGACCAAAAGUAACUUAAGUGCAUCGGAACUGCUAACACGCAGGAGCUAUGCAAGUGAUCCUACAGUGGCUUCUGCUUGGCACCGGACCAUGCUACCU
Molecule: messenger RNA, 3042 nt
Organism: Balearica regulorum gibbericeps (East African grey crowned-crane)
Lineage: Eukaryota; Metazoa; Chordata; Aves; Gruiformes; Gruidae
Source: RefSeq, a predicted model, not a curated record